Molecule: messenger RNA, 995 nt
Organism: Chironomus riparius
Lineage: Eukaryota; Metazoa; Arthropoda; Insecta; Diptera; Chironomidae
Source: the annotation of a GenBank genome assembly
CAUUUCAAUGCUCAAAAUUCUCUCAAAAAUACCUCGUGGGAGAAUCCAAAUUCCAUCUCAGUUUACAUUUUCCAUUCAACAAGACUGCACGUGCUAUUGAGAGAUGAAAGAAAACUUCAUUAAAUUGACUGGGAAAACCCUGUUCAUAACAGGUGCAUCAAGAGGUAUAGGAAAGGCUAUAGCACUUAAAGCUGCUUCAGAUGGAGCAAAUGUUGUGAUUGCAUCAAAAACUGCCGAGCCACAUCCAAAACUCGAAGGCACAAUCUUCACAGCAGCCCAAGAAAUCGAAAAAGCUGGAGGCAAAGCCCUUCCAUGUGUCGUCGAUGUCCAAAAUCAAACUCAAGUUAAAUCAGCCAUUGCGCAUGCAGUCAAAGAGUUUGGUGGAAUUGAUAUUGUCAUCAAUAAUGCAUCAGCCAUAAACUUGACGAGUGUCGAGAAGACUGACAUGAAGCGUUAUGACUUGAUGCAGCAAAUUAAUGCUAGAGGAACAUUUAUUGUGUCUAAAGAGUGCCUGCCAUACCUGAAAAAGUCUGAACAUGCUCACAUUUUGAAUUUAGCACCGCCUUUUGGAACUGACCCAAGAUGGUUCCAAUACCACACAGCAUACACAAUGGCUAAGUUUGGAAUGAGCAUGUGUACUUUAGGGAUGGCAAAUGAGUUCAAGAGAUACAAUAUUGCUGUCAAUGCUUUAUGGCCAAGGAAGUUAGUCUUUACAGCAGCCGUUGCAGCACUUACUGGACCAAAAAGCUUCGAUGUCGCUAGAAAACCUGAAGUUAUGUCUGAUGCUGCUUACAUCAUUUUAUCGAGAGAUCCAAAGGCUUUUACUGGAAACUUUUACAUUGACGAUGAAGUUCUUAAGGCUUAUGGAGUUACAGACAUGAAGCAAUAUGCAUGCAAUCCUGAUAAUGUGGAUAAAAUCAUUGACUUGGACACAUGGGUUGAUGGGAUUAUUAAGCAUUUGAGGAAGCAUGAUGAUUAAGAUUAAUUUUUGGUCG